Molecule: messenger RNA, 13023 nt
Organism: Ixodes scapularis (black-legged tick)
Lineage: Eukaryota; Metazoa; Arthropoda; Arachnida; Ixodida; Ixodidae
Gene: Ih
Product: potassium/sodium hyperpolarization-activated cyclic nucleotide-gated channel 2
Exons: 9
Coding region: 83-2251 (722 amino acids)
Biological process (GO): potassium ion transport; transmembrane transport
Cellular component (GO): membrane
Molecular function (GO): voltage-gated potassium channel activity
Source: RefSeq, a predicted model, not a curated record
GGAGGCCCUCGAUGCGGAUCCGCCAGCGCCUAGCGUGGGUUCCCCGCUAGCCCCCAAAGGGGGCGCCACCGUGGGUCUGCGAAUGGCUAACGGACGGGUGUCCAGCGGCACCCCCGAAGACAAAGAGGCGGCCUCCGAUGCCCACAACGUCAAGAUCUGCAUCGACGCCGGGGAACCGGGCUCUGCCACGCCGGGACACCAAGACACCGCACAGUUCUUCCCCGCAGGAGAAGACCCCCAGCAACAGCAGGCGUCCCAGCAGCAGCAGCCGCGCGUCCCGGCGGGCGUCGGUGACGUGUCCAAGGGCAAGGAGGGCGACGACGUGUCCCUGUACGGCACCCCCAAGGAAGAGCUGGGGCCCGGGCCCGGGGGCCUGUCCGAGGCCAAGGCGUCCUUCAUGCGCAACCAGCUAGAGGCCCUGUUCCAGCCGUCCGACAACAAGCUGGCCAUGAAGCUGUUCGGCUCCAAGAAGGCGCUCAUGAAGGAGCGCAUACGGCAAAAGGCCGCCGGACAUUGGAUCAUCCACCCAUGCAGUAACUUCAGGUUCUACUGGGACCUGUGCAUGCUGCUGCUUCUCGUGGCGAACCUCAUCGUUCUGCCCGUGGCCAUCUCGUUCUUCAACGAUGACCUGUCCAUCCGGUGGAUCGCCUUCAACUGUCUCUCAGACACAAUCUUCCUGUUGGACAUCGUCGUCAACUUCCGAACGGGAAUCAUGCACCAGGACAACUCGGAGCAAGUGAUCCUGGACCCGCGGAUGAUCGCCCACCACUACAUCCGCACCUGGUUCUUCCUGGACCUGAUCAGCUCCAUUCCGCUCGACUACAUCUUUCUCAUCUUCAUCCAGGACUACAGCGACAGUUUCCAGCUGCUCCACGCGGGCCGCGCAUUGCGCAUCCUGCGCUUCGCUAAGAUGCUCAGCCUCCUAAGGCUACUCAGGCUGUCGAGGCUCGUUCGAUACGUCAGCCAAUGGGAGGAGGUCUACUUCCUCAACAUGGCGAGCGUGUUCAUGAAAAUCUUCAACCUGAUCUGCAUGAUGCUUCUUAUUGGUCACUGGAGCGGGUGCCUUCAGUUUCUCGUCCCCAUGCUGCAGGGGUUUCCUUCCAAUUCCUGGGUCGCCAUCAACGAACUCGAGACCAAGUACUGGUUCGAGCAGUACUCGUGGGCCCUGUUCAAGGCUAUGUCCCACAUGCUGUGCAUAGGCUACGGCCGGUUCCCACCCCAAAGCCUCACGGAUAUGUGGCUCACUCUGCUGAGCAUGAUCAGCGGCGCCACCUGCUACGCCCUCUUCCUGGGCCACACCACAAACCUCAUACAGUCAUUAGACUCCUCGAGGAGGCAGUACAGGGAAAAGCUAAAGCAAGUCGAAGAGUAUAUGGCGUACCGCAAGCUUCCCCGCGGUCUUCGCCAAGGGAUAACAGACUACUUCGAGCACCGCUACCAGGGAAAAUUCUUCGACGAGGAGGCCAUUCUCGGGGAGCUCUCCGAGAGGCUACGAGAGGACGUAAUCAACUACAACUGCCGAUCCCUGGUGGCGUCGGUGCCGUUCUUCGCCAACGCGGACCCCAACUUCGUCAACGACGUUGUAACCAAGCUAAAGUACGAGGUCUUCCAGCCAGGCGACGUCAUCAUCAAGGAGGGGACGCUUGGGACCAAGAUGUACUUCAUCCAGGAAGGCAUCGUGGAUAUUGUGAUGAGCAACGGAGACGUAGCUACCAGUCUUUCGGACGGGUCCUAUUUUGGAGAGAUCUGCCUGCUGACCAACGCCCGGCGUGUGGCCAGCGUGCGCGCCGAGACCUACUGCAACCUCUUCUCCCUGUCCGUGGAGCACUUCAACGCCGUGCUCGACGUGUACCCGGUGAUGCGGCGCACCAUGGAGUCCAUCGCUGCCGAGCGGCUCAACAAGAUCGGCAAGAACCCGGACAUCGUGUGCCAGCGAGAGGACCUGCGAGUCGACCUGAACACCGUCACCGCCCUCCUCCAGUCCGCCCAGUCCGCGCACGACGAAGAAGACGACGACGAAGACGUCGGCAAGGACGGACGGGUGAGGGGCGGCGACCGGCGGAAGUACAGUCACCUCUUGGGCGUCGGCCAUCGGGGUGCCAUCCCGAGGCCCAAGUCCGAGAGCUGCUUCCACCGCAUGUUCGACAUGGCCAGCGGGGCGGCGGCGCAGACGGCGCUGCCGCGCUCGGGCACUUUCUACGAGAGCCUCACCGGGGGUAUGGGUUCGCAGGGCAACCUGCAAGAGGACUAGGGCCAUCACGGGAUACGCGGCGUCGUUUCUGCGGUUCGAAUAGAGAGACACUGGAUUCGGCAUAGAGUUAAUAUAAUAAUCUAGAGGGAAAGGUUCCACGCAUUGGGGCCGCUUGGGAACGGCGGGGUAUGAACGCAGACAUCGGCGGUCCCAGAUAUGGCGGUGCAGAUAGGCCUAUAUUGCUGGCGACGCCUUAAUAUGCACAAAGAAGCAGCAAAACAUCACCUGUAAGGUCUGCAUUUGUUCUUUGCCAGCUUACUUUGCAAAAACAAAACAAAAAAACAACCAGAAUCACGUAUUUGAUAAAACUAAAUAAAGUUGACAAGCGCUCGAGCUAACUUAUCCCGGCAAAACAAAACAAACACGCCUAACCUUUCGUCUGCUUUUCUUCUCCGCUCUUGCGUCGCUCUCUUUUUCCUUCUUUCUCUCGGGACCGCCGAUGUCAGCGCCCAGGAUUGGCCGCGUUCUACUCCAGUCUUCACCCCCAGGGAUUCGGGGCCUUCGGGGGAUCAGCCAUUUUCGAUCCCCCAUGUCAAAUAUGACAUUUUGGACACUUUAUUCUGAAUCUAUCAUUUUAAAACCGCCAUUCUGAAUCCAGCUAGUAAGGUGCGCGGCUACCGGCGAUGUUUUCAAGAAGACAGUACUGGGUGUAAGGUAUUAUAAGACCGCUGGGGACCUAAGCCUCUGUAUGGGUACCAUUCACAGCUUGCACUGGCGUCACGUCAGCGGCCAUUGUGAUUGUCAUGAUCCCAAGUGCGUACUUUCUAAAGCAAUCAUUUCGCACUAUCGAAAUUGCUUCUCUUGCAACAAGUAGAAAUUAACACCAUCAGGAUACGAUAAUAUCAUGUGCAAGCCAUGUACGGAUUUGCUGCUGGAACGCUAGCCGCGCCAUUGGACACGACUAGCGUUCCGGAGGUCAAUACGAGGCGGUUGUUUACGUCAACGUCGUUCUACAUCGCCGUCAACGAUGGGUUAGGUUGUAUGUCUACAGUUAGGUCGGUCACACACAUUAGAUAUCGGUGAUCAGUGAUCGGCAUCGCUAUCUUAAAAUAUUAGGAUAAUAUCCCAUAAUUAUCAUACCAGGAAUCCCACGUCGAUUUGUCACUAAGUUGAGAGCACAAAAAUAUAUCAUCCGGUGUUCCGAAAGAAUCCAGUGGCUCUAUAUUAAACCGAGGUUAUCUUGAAGAUUUUCACGAUGAUCUUGGUGGAACAAGGGGAAGAGCUGAGACAAAGGAUUUAAUCUGAUCAAGGAAGGGUUGAACCGAAACAAAAUAUUUCCUGUCUCAUAGCGACUCAUGCUGCGAAAUCAACCACAGUAUUAUAAAAUAAUUGUUAAACUUUUAUUGUUGAUAGUGUAACGUGACCUCGUUCGCAAUCUUGACUCCCCAACAAAAAAAAAGGAAGGAAACUUAGGAAGAAAAAAUAAAUUAGAAACACGCGAAACAGAUUUGUUUUAAUGAUGACUCUAUCAGUUGCCAUGAAAUUCUUGAAAUCAUGCGUCAGUUACUCUUAACUUAAAUUCUGCCGCGUCAUUCGAAGCAGAUGUGGAUACCAGGAAAGAACACUUCACCUGUCGUCGUACAAACACUGAAGCUACGGAUGACGCAUCGCGGAAAAACGAUUCGUUCACUCAGGACGGACCUCGGCUCUCCCCCGGAACCAAUGAACGACGCCCGUCCCCACGCCCUGGGAGCAAAGUGGCCUUAAGUAUGCGCCGCCGCGGACGGAACCAGACACCACAUAUCUCUCUCCACGCACGACCAACCCGUGAACUCGAUCACUCGAAGACACUGUCUUGCUCAUGCAACAUGCACUCUAAGAAAUCUGGAACGUCGACCUUGCCGCACAGCACCUGGUACAGCCAAUGGCUGGAAUCUAUACGGAGAAAGUCUGGCGAAUGACCGCCGCGACUGGCCCUCUCAAGUGCUCUGCGGGAAAGUAGACGCUUUGGGUGUUUUGGGGUGUGCCCCACGCGCUCCGAUUGCAACGCGGUGUCACCCUUGUUCGUCUGCACACUGUCAUGUUCCCUUCCUAAAGUUGACUGCAGGACGAUCUCGAACCGUCUCCUCCCGAUGCCCAGCCGAGGUCGAAGCAAUCAAUCAACCGAUGAUCCAAUCAGCGCCCGUCAUUUGUGUCCGCAGUCCCCGCCCUCCUUCGAGGUUCCGACCAAUCAGUUGCUGAGCGGUCGGCGGAGGUGAUGCCGUGAGUCCAUCGCGGACACCUUCGUAGAAGCCAUUCCAGACGACGAUCCGUUGCAGCUCUGCGUUUUGAUUUCCUGCCAAACGCCUUGGCCAGACCAUAUGAAGCCGCCACUACCCAGUGCAAUCCAAUCCUCAACCAGCAAAUGUUCCUAAAAAUCCUACAGAUAACGUCAAAUGGUUCGCUCUUUAAACAAAGUGUUUUUUUUUUUUUUUGUUUUGUUUUGUUUUUUUUGUCGGGGAAGAUUUGAUGCUAGAGAUUGUGUAUCUGUUUAACUGAUAACACGGCCAUAUUGGAGUUCUUAUCACCUCCGUAUUUUUACCGCAGUCUUCCUAAACCGUACCCUUACCGUAACACAACAGUAUAACAACGUUUAGGAUACGGUAAUGGUGGUAAUACUCUACCCGUACCGUAACUAAAUUUUGUUUCGCGAGCAUUUAUACAACGCAUUUAGUCAAAAGCAUUCGAAAAAAGAAAUUUUCGUUCCUUUUGUGUUUAAGCUGAAGCCAUUAAACAGGGUUAAACGCAAUCCUGGAUGACACUGAAGUAACGGCAGAGAAAUUAAGUACCGUACGGCAUCCUUCAUCUGGAGUGGCUUCGUAACCUGAUCCCUAAAAGCGUAACCCGCGAAACGCGCUCUGUUCGGUGGUUUUCGCUAUUUGUGUUUGUAUAUCUUCAAAAAGAAAAAAUUGACAAAGGAAAAAAAAAAAGACUCGGCAUGACUCGCUACGGCUGGAAUUUAUAAAGUGAAACUAAUCGUCGGCAACGGUGAAAAAAGGGCUGUGGUUUCGUGCGUCUCACAAACUCUGAUGAUACUAAAUGACACUUUCGGUUCGCGAUGCUUAAUUUGGAACUCAUGUCGAGUAUGUUAACACUGGAUACUGCCAUAACAGGUGAAGCCUAAAAAGUGGCUACAGCUAAGCCGUAAACUUCCCGGUUUUAACCGAAAAACGCCGACAAACACGCGUCGGUGUCAAAAAUACGAAAUCGGUUACCAUUUUGUUCAAACACCUGAGGCUGGGUGAGAAAACCUUGAAACAACCAAAAGUAGAAGAAACAGGGAAAGAAAUCAGUCAAACGACGUCUUCUUUUCAUGUCUCUUCUACCUUCUCACUCAGUCUCAGGUGGUUUAACAAAAUGGUAAACCUACACCAACUCACCUGCGCCCUCACUUCGUUGCCGAUUUCUUUAGAUGUUUGGCCCUAGCUAGGAAUGUUUUUGUCAGAACCCUCCCCUCUUAGACUAGAAUUAUUCGCUUUUCGUGAGUUGUUUUCACGGACAAUAGCCGUUUUUAGCAUCCGCCCAAAACAGAUCACCGAAAUACAUCGCAAUAUCUUAAAAAUAAAUACAAACCGAUUUCCCUGAUAAAUAAAAAUCGCGAAGUCUACGGCCUAAGAAUAACGCGUGUAAUGUCUCCAUGUUCCUUUCCAGAGCGAACGAACACACAAAUGACGUGUUAGGAUCUUAUCGUUUGAUUAGAUGGAAGGCACUGCCCUCAUUUCACCGAUAAACGCCGGAUUCUAGACUAAUACAAUUUCCCUUCCUUGUCAUUGAGAACAUCGAAAACUGCACGCAACUUUUUGACUAGGAGCAUGACUGUCGCAUUCUGUACCCUUUUGCACGCUCGUUACACGAGAACGACACCCAACAGCCCUUCGGCACACAGCCACACUAACCAUCAUGCAUCGCCAUCGUCAUUAAGUUUAAUGUUAAGAAAGAGAAAAGAAGGAAGUAAAGAUAGUGAGAAAUGUUCGAAAAUCGCGAGUAAAGGUUGACCUUCGCGACCAUUAUAACAACCGCGCACAAUAGCUUCCCUCGCCCAAAACUAUAACAAGACACGUCAUUCGUUGCAUCGCUCUUAAGAAGAAAAAACGACAACAAAACAGAAUACUGGAAAAACAACGGUACAUUUCCAAGGAUCUGUUCCCAGUAAGAAAACAGUCGGCCAAAAUUUUCCACAGAAGUGGGGAAAAACGAUUUGUUGGUAUGGCACUUCGCCGCCACUAACAAGCGACAAGGACGAACAUGUUCGUCGAAACGAGUUGUCAAAUGACGUGGCGGAGUCGUCAGACAUUUGGUUUUCGUCGUGUCUGCGAGAAGAGUUGGCCAACUGUUUGAGACUACUAGAGCGUGAGGUUCACGGUUAAACUAUAAGCAACACUCGCAAUAAUAGAAUCAAAGUAAAAGGUAAUAAAAAAAUGGCUUUGGUUGUACAUUGCACCCUUAGUUACCGGUGUCCGAGAGGCCAAAAGGGACCAUAGAAUGGUAAAUUUAUUAUUAUUACUUACUUUGGCUACUUAUUCAUCAGAGAAAUCCCGCCGUGUUCAUGGUACAAAAACGUGUAUUCGUCUCGAGCAGAAAAAAUUCGCAUUGGCGAGGGUUACAUUUGUUUUGUUAUUGGCUACCAUAAAGGCCCAGAAUAGCAAAAUAAGAAACAAGGUAGCCUGCAGUUAAUGGCCUCCUGUGUCAUUGGAUGCAUUACCAGGACGUAAGAUGGCGUCAUCAUGACGCAACUUUAUAAUGGGAGAGUAAUUAUUCAGUUUUACACCUACAGCUUUCGCUUUGCGGUCCGAAACAGCGUGCUGGCGUACCUCAAUGUACACGGAUGACGAUAAAUCUCUAAAGCUUUCAGCAAACUUGCACCGAGGUAUGAACAUGUUUGAUGCAAUCCAUUUAACAUUUUGUCACGCUGUAUAACGAAUACUUGUAUAACGAACAAAUGCAUAACAUCAAGAAAACUAUUUGGAAAUUUAAAAGGCUCAAAGUAGCAGGUCUGCGCGAGCUACUUGGGGUUUGUGUAGGAUAUUUUUUAAUGACGGAAUACGUGAAUCAUAGAAAUUUCAGUAAACUGUGCAGAGGUUACAUAUUAGAAAACGUUUAUGUCACGCAGUGUGAGGGAUGUGUUAAACUGUUGAGGUACUCUUCGAGAGGACGCUACCCAACCCGUUUCUAAACGUUUGUUAAGUUAGGAUAACACGGGUGCAUAAACUCAUCAACUCGGUGUAGAUAACGAUAAAAUUUCAAAUAAUAACUGUUUGAGAAUACGGUCCGUAAGGAUACUUCUACAUUUCAAAUAGCUGUCGAAAAGGACAUCAAGGUAAGAAUCAAAGAACACUAAAAACAGGAUGAACUAGGAAAGAAAUAUCAUUUUCGUAUUCCUCUACAAUGCUUCCAUACCCCAUACCCUACCUCGCAUGUGUUAUUUCGCCAUCAGCGUCGCGAACACUGCUGCUCUUCCAUGUCUCAUUCCGGGGGGUAUGAAAUCGCAGUUCAGCAAGCCUACAGGAGAAAAGUCCACAUCCACGCAGAAAGGAUUGCGACAAUCACUUGAAACUCUAAUCUAAAUUUUCUCAAUUUCGUUGCAAUGAACAAAAUCGCGUCUCAAGGAGUGUGAGAAAUGUACAUAUAACAACACACCAAAAAGAAUCUGACACAGGUUCCAAACAAGAGCUAGAUAUUCAAUGAGCGCUGAAUAAAAUUUAGAUAUGGUUGCUUCAGUAGACUCAAAUACCCACACAACUGACUUUGACUCUAGUGCGUUGCAAAUCAAGAAGGUAGGACGAGAAAAAAGAAGACCGGGGAGGAGGAAGCAGAUGGAGUGCUAAAGAGAGGAGGAGGUUUCCCCUUCUCUUCUCCAGCGUUGCGUCUGCUUCCUCCUCAGCAACCUUCCUUUCCCUCGCCCUACGUUCUUGAGCUGUAACUUACUAUAGUCAACAACUAGCUUCAACGCUGUGCUGGCGUCAAAUGUAGGACUGGAUAUAUGUAUGUGUCAAUGCUCAUGACGUCUUUCAAGAGCAGGCUGAUUUGAGUCUUGAAAAUGGUGCAAGUAAGAACCACAAGUAGCACUACACCAUAAAGGUGUCGGGCCAACGUACGCUCCGUCAGUGAGAGCUCUAUGUUGACCAAUAUUAUAUGAAUAAAAUUAUGCAAUUAUGCAAAUAUACUAUUUAAGACUAAAGUAUUACCCUUGGUUCUGCCAUUUUAAUCAUAUAAAUAUUUCACCGAAGACCAAAACAAUCAAUAAAACCUUGUCUGCUAUUUUCCGUGAAAAUAAUUUUAAACACUAAAUAAACUCUUAUUGUAAAUAGUAAUACUGGAAUUAAUUAUAUUGGAAAUAGUAAUAUUGCAAUUAGUGAUGUUAAGAGAUGGAUAUUCGAACGAACGAUAGGUUUUCCUGGACUUUGUUUACUUUUAGGCAAAGCUCUUUAAGAAACUAAUUAAAAUGAAUUCCGACCAUACGUCAUCAAAUAAGCUGUCGGAUAAAGCCGUUUAUCGGAGACAUUUGUCCACACUUGCAGGUUAUUCUCGUAAAUUCUCGGUUCCACCAUACCCUUUUGGACGAAAACCAUUUUUCUCUCGAAUGAGUGAAGGCAUGUUCACGACAACGUUCUAUGCUACUAUUCUCUUGGAUGUAGAUUAUACUUUCUUACCCUUGUGGCUUAAAAUCUGGUCCUCCAUGAACACGCACGCAACUUAAAAACUUUCACGUAAAAAAGUCUCUGACGCGGUAUUCUUCACUAACUUCGGAAUGAUUAAGAAAAGUGUUAACUAAUGAUUACUCGUUAAACUUUUUUUUUUCACCUUAUGUACAGCUAGCAGACCCUGAUAACGCCUGCUUGCUGUUGGGAGGCGCAAUAAAAGAAGUGAUUGAUAAAUUCAUUCAUUUUCAAAUUCAGAAGAUACCUCAUGCGAAGAGAAACUCAUUCUGUGUGUUAAACUUUGCUCCCAUCACAAAACGACGAUUGAAUUUUAAAGAUUGCUUUGUGUAUUCAACAAUAAUUCCGAAAAAAAAAAACUUGUCGCAUACAUAUCUUCGCCCAUUACCAAAAAAUCGUGGAAGUAUUCUAGGCAGAUAUUGGGCUGGGGAUGGCCGCUUCACCACCCCAGCUUACAAAGCCAUUCAUGACACAGCACAGCGCAGAAGAAAUUAAACGCAGGGUAGAUGCCCGAGUCGCAACUCCAGGGAGAGCAAUAUUACGGUAAAGUACAACAGGGACAGACGCCGGGGUACAUUUGCAUAUUUUAGCCGUGUACCUGACGAGGUAACGCAGUUCUUCUCAGUUAUUGCAUGCAGCUUCCAAAAACAAAAAGGUGCAAGCAUUCCUGCUUUCUCCAAGUAUGUUUUGUACAUAUCUGUAUAUACAAGCGCGCUUAUUCGUUGUUGUACGUCGCCGAUACUUCCCGGACCCAGGCGUUAGUGGUGAUACAAGCCUUAGCUUUGUUUGGUGGAUACCUUCCUUUAUGUGAAAAUUUAUUGACAAAUAAAAAAAAAUAUACAGAAAACACACACACACACCCCCAACCCUGAUAGAGGAUAACAAAUUGCCUUUCGCUACGCACUUUUAACCUUUUUCAAGACGCACUGUUGUAGCCUUUCUAACGUUAUCUUUGGGUAGAACUUAGGAUUAUAUUCGCGUCGAGAGUAGGCGUAAAGUGUAGCGAGACAGACACAGCUCUAAUCCAGAUAUCUGGCAUGUACGAUAUUGCGCAUGAGCAAUGGUACAUUGGACAUCAAGUUGUGAACAUUUUGCAGCUGGCACAAUAUAGUUCUUGCGCAGGCACCGUUAUCAAUGUUGCCGGACAGAUUUCUAAAUAAAGUUGGCACUUGGGCACAGUAUAAAGGCGAGACAGAGGUCUCGAAGUUUGUUUAGAAAUAGUUGGUUGUUCCUCGAGUGAUGCUAUUGGCUAAACUUUCCCUUCCCACAACACACUGCAGUUGGUCCAAACAUCUACCUCUAUCUCUCUCUUGGCGUAGAGCGGAUUUAAAAUGGAAGUUCUCUUUGCACCUUGCGACACAGAACAUAUGGGAAUACAGCUUUCGUGGAAAGUCUAUGCUCGGAUGUGGAAUGCUUAAGGUUGAAGUCUAAAUUUAUUUUGAAGUCUAAAUUGAUUCUCUGCAUCGCUACAUCGUCACUGAAACACUACCGCACGACAACCUGAAUGUUCCCAGGCCUGCUGUUUCAAGGUCAGAAACAUGUCAGCUAAAUAGGCACCGCAACCUUUAAAGCGAACACGGGUAUAGAAAUCGUAUUAAUCUUUGUCAUGCGGGCUCUCGAAGAAAACCAGACUGCAUGCCAUAGCCGGAAGAAAAACAAAUCACAAUUACCGAUGUGUACCUUAGUAAAUGAAGGCUACACGCUUCGUUGAUUCCCAAAACCAGACCUCUAAAACACUUGUAUACAGGCCCCUCUUCUUUUCAAUCGGCCAUGUGAUAAACUGAGUCGCGCAUUCAGCAUUUCCUCUAUUCGGAAUACGAAAAUCGCCAAGAAAAAAAAAAAACAGCAUUCUGAAUGAACAUUCCAGGUAGGAAAGACGGACUUGCACAAACACCAAAAUCAAUCGAGCACUGCUAAAGUAGCCAACGGUUUCAAGAAAUAUCCACGUAAAACAAGCUGCCCGUUCUAUGCAAACUGAAUAUCGUUAUUAUUCUCCCGUUACCCGAUUUCGAAACAGUUCCCAAGGGUAAACGAAACCUCAAAGCUUAUGAAGAUACUAAAGUUUGCAUCAAAGUAGGUUCGCCGAAUAUCCGACCACAGGAAACACCUGCGUCAUACUGAUGUCUACCCUCAUCACUGUCUUGACUUCCACCCAAAAUGGUUGGAGCUAAAAGCACUACAUCUAUGGUGUGACUAAAACGCGAAAAUAAUUGGAAAAAAAAUGACUACUCUAAAAAGAAGCAUAACGUGUUUUCUUUCUUCGAAAAGUUGGAAUUACUUAGAACCGUUGGGUACCGCACUGUCAAAACAAAACAAAAAAUAGGUAACACACUUGACUAGAUAUCAGAGCACAUCACAAAUCAUCGUCGUCCAAUCACAAAAAAAAAAAAAAACGGACACUAGCAUUAGGAGGAUAAAAAGGACCCCUCUACGGAGAUAGAUGAAGAGGUCACAGGGGCCCUUCGCGCAAUCCAAAGCAGGCAGCAAUCGCGGUAUCAAUUUUGGACGGUUGUAUGGCAACGGUCUUCGCUUUCUGGGCCUCCGCCACUGCUACAAACACCGCUACAAGCCGACGGCGAGAAGGCUAAGCGUAACACGCAACGGAACUAAGCGUAACACACCACGGGAAAAAAGCCAGCUUUCUCAGGCAGCUACGGCGAAAAUCGUCGAGAUAACUUCCAAAAAAACAUUUUAGAAAAUAGCCUUCCACUAGUGUAAGCUCGAGGACCUACACUUAUUUGAGUUUCGGCAUCGCGAAUCUGGUUUCUGCGCAUGCGCAGUGCCCACACUUGGUGUCGGAAAACGCGGAGUGUAAGCCUAUAAAACAAUCCGACAAAAAAAAAAAAAAGAGGAAGAUAAUUUGGUGUCAAAUUCUAAAGCCUCCGCUGUGUUACCACUCCAAGAGGAUCAAUUUUACCUCGAUCCGAAAACCCAAUGUCUGUGUUCUCGAACCUAUAGCUGCAAGGUCGGGUCAUAUAGAGCUUGCUUUUGCAAAAGUAUUUUCUCGUUAGCCUCGUAAAGCUCGUGAAACAAAACAAAAACUCGGGUGUUUUUGAAAGAAGGAAGAUGCAAAGGGUUCCGUCGCGAUGUUCACGCAAACGGAGGUCCUCGUUAUACAAGGUCGGGAAAAUACACGUUGUUCGGCGAAGUUCAAGUUCAAGUUGAUGACGAGAUGUAUACAAUAUUGAAAAAGACGACAUGUUUUGGAUGCGAGUUGAUGUUGAGACACGUUAACGAAUAUCAAGUUAAGGGUGCAAGUCGAUUCUGUCAACGUCCAAACGGCAGUGCGACGUUGAUACGGUUUUGACAGGCACCGUGCUCUGGACCAAAGUUUGAAUUCUAGUUUGGUGUUGGAAUGUGUUACCCGACAUCCGUGUUCGCACGAAAGUCAAUGUUGAGGCAUGUGAGAAAAAAAAAAAAACUACCUACUGGCGUUUCCUUUUUUUUUUUUUCGUACAUGGACAAGUAUAUGUCUCCCGGGUCAAUACCUGGGUACUGUGAUGGAGGCUGGUUCAGCGUUGGUGUUACUGCAAAAGCGUUGGACAAGAAACGCUUGAACCCACCAGUUGGGGACGUUGUAAAUAGUAACCGAUAGCAAUAUGCAAAAAAAAAAGACUAAGUAAUCUACGUUAUAGCAAAACCAUGAUGUAGGAAAAUCAAAGAUACAACAGCAUGUUUAGUCACACUGGGCCAUCAUUGUAAUACUAAGACGAAGAAAAAAAAAAACAAGGUCACUGCAAAAUAAAAAAACUGAAAAACGUGCAGCUUGAAAUAUACCUUAUUUUUGUAGUCUAAGAAAGGCUGAUUUCUACACACGCUCUUCUAGAAAUGUAUGGUAUUGAUUACGCGAGUGUGCGUUUGGCUUCUGGUCGAAACUCUUAAAAUUCCAGGGGACGAGGGCAAAGUGUAGCAAUUUUUAGACGCACGAAAUUACCAUGUUCAAUGCGCAAAAAAAAAAAAAAAAAGAACAAAAAAAAAGGAAAUUCUUAUAAUGUGGAGGACGAUUCGUUGCGCCCCCUGUUAGCGAAAUACGGAGUUGUACUGCAACUUGUCUGCUUCCUUGGGUUACAUAUAGGCUGUAUACCACCACUGAGGUUUUUGGUGAGUCAUUUUCUUAUUAAAACUUUCUUUGAAAGA